Messenger RNA from Trichophyton rubrum CBS 118892, 1719 nucleotides. RefSeq lists its product as uncharacterized. Lineage: Eukaryota; Fungi; Ascomycota; Eurotiomycetes; Onygenales; Arthrodermataceae. Bases 1 to 1719 code for a protein of 572 amino acids. The transcript has 2 exons. Gene Ontology annotation, biological process: GPI anchor biosynthetic process. The record is from RefSeq and is a predicted model, not a curated record. Gene Ontology annotation, cellular component: membrane; glycosylphosphatidylinositol-N-acetylglucosaminyltransferase (GPI-GnT) complex.
AUGGCUAGUAGCCGCUCGUCUAGUCCGUCAACUCCCUCGCUCAAGUCGCAGCAGCCACCGAGCUCACCACCUACGCUCGCUGCUCCCGUCCCGCCUCCAGUCCCCGUUGAGACACAUCCGAAUCGCGCUGGUAUUAAAUCUCGGCCUGUACGAUAUCUCUCGCCGGAUCCAAGCAGGCUUGCGCCGGAAGACGCUUACUUUACUUCGCCUCCGAGGCUACGUCCGGGGAACGUAGCAGCAGGCGCCAGGAGAGAUGGCGGAAGUACCACGAGCGAGACCGCGCAGCUACUCAACAGGAGUGUUGCGACUCCAGCGGCGGUAGCGGCCUUGAGGAUUCCGCCUGCGGUGCCUGGAUUGGAGUCGAACCCUGUCAAGGAUCGCCGGAGAGAUCGAGGUCGUCGCAAAAGAAAGGGACAGUGGAAGAAGCUUUUGUGGGUUAAGCAGUCUUAUCCUGAUAACUAUACGGACACUGAGACCUUUCUCGACCAUUUACAGCGAAACCCUCGACUCCAGCCAUACGAUUUCUGGCCUCUGGUGGCUGAUUUCACUGUCAUCGUACAGCAUGUCUGCUCCGUCAUUAUAUUCGUCUGCUGUUUUACUGUCAUAUUCCAGGAGCGUGUCAACCCGAUCACUGUGGUCAGCUGGGGGAGUAUUUGUACCAUCCUCGGCUGGGUACUUUGGGACUACUGGGUCGCAAAGGAGGGUAUGGAAGCCGCAGAGGCCAUGGAGGCUAUGAAGCUGCUGAAGGAGUCUAGCGAAGCUACUCGUAACCACUCUACCUCCAGCUGUAGCAACCCAGAGAGCCUUGAUGGGAAGGACAACGAAGUGAACGGUGGUCUUGGAUUGUCGCUGGAUACGUCUAGUAUCGAGAGCGUACCCAGCAGAGAAGGCUCAGAUUCAGGUUCAGGGACACGCUCUCACUCCAUCAGUACCUCUGCAACAUCUUUGCAUUCAGAUCAAUCUGCUCCUCUCUCACUAUCUCCGGUUUCGACGAACUCUGCGGACUGCGCACUCGGGUCCAAGUCAGACGCCUCUUGCACCAAGGUCUCUGGCGCAACUACUCCGUCAUCACCACUACAAGCACCCUCGCCAACAGCAGCGUUUAUAGCGUCACGACACCGACAAAUGUUCACCACCGUGAAAUCCUCCCUGUUAAUAUUCUGUACCUUGCGUGGCCUUAGUCCCAUACUCAAAUCACUCACCAAAUCAACAACCAGCGACUCAAUCUGGGCCAUGAGCUGCUGGCUAAUGGCCAUCAACAUCUUCUUCUUUGAUUACGGAUCUGGAGAGAAAAAUACCCCCGUCGGCGGUGCUGCUACUGCCAACUUUCCUGCCUCUCUUUCCACCAAUGCAGCUCUAAUGGCAUCCACCGUGCUUGCAUCUCGCCUAAAAUCCACUUCUCACGUCUUCAGCCUUACCCUCUUUUCAAUCGAAGUAUUUGGCCUUUUUCCUGUCUUUCGUCGCCAUCUACGGUCUUACUCGUGGCGCGGGCAUGUGGCUCUCACCGUAGCCUUGGUUCUGUUGGCCAGUGCAUCUGUCGGUAUCACGUUGAGAGGGGGACUUUCGGGUGCCAUAAUUGGUAUCUUCAUAGGCAGCCCGUCAACCGCCUUGAUAAUGGGCUGUUGUAGCUGGUGGCUUAUCAGUUUGCAGCGGUAUAAAAAUGUUGUCAUCGGACCCUGGGAUCCAGCAAAGCCCAUCAUACGACGCCAUUGGGACUGA